AAAGACAUUGCAAAAGACAUUGCAAAGGCAAUUACAUGUACACAAUACUCGCGCAGGUGUUGAACACUGCUACUAGUGCUAGUGCUAGAGCAUUCUGGCCGUAUCGCGAAGACAACAUCAAGUCUGUGGACUGCAUCGGCGUGUCUUUGAAAACUCGGGCAACUAGUUCCUUCCGAGAUACCAUCGGUGAACAAGAUCAUCUUGAGGCUGACUUGGAUCUGAUACCUGGAUACACAAGCCGAAUAUAGUGUGGACACCAGCCAGCAGAACCAGGCUCGCCACUGACAUCCAAUGAUGCCCAUUAGCUACGAAUGCCUUCAGUAUCUGGACUGCAUAAAGUGAGGUUUUAGUAUCACCCCGAAAACCAUGAGUGCGCUAUCGUCUGGCACCUACACUGAGAACUUGCGAGCUGUUGGUUCGCUAGCUGUGUCGCUACAGCAAUCAUUUCUGGAGCUACAGCAAUACCUAUCCCAGUUAUUGGUGGCAGUGAGCGAUGCUCAAGAUACGCUCAGAGCAUCGGGGACAUGCUGCAAGAAUGCUGAAAACUUGCUUCAAGGCUUUCAGAUGCUACUGACCCAGUCGGGGCUGGAUGCCGGCCGUCAAAAGUGGACUCUAUCUGAGCAGAGCAACGAUGGGCAAGCCAAGCAGGCUUCUGACCGCAUUGCUGGCUGCCAUGCCGAUGUAGAACAGCAGUUAACAACAUGCGGUGAGCACGUAGACAAGCUGAUGUCUGUGGUGGGAAAGCACUUGCUCGUCGCCAAUUUCUCUCCAAGCCGAGCGGUCCAGAAACCCAGUACGCCUGUCAGAGACGCUGAUACCCCGCCGCUAUCACAGACACCAGACUCAUUCCUGGCUAGCACUGCUGCGGAUUCAAUCUUGGCCAGUGCAUCCAGUCCACGGGACUACUCUGAUGAUGUGGCUGUUGUGAAGGCAGCCCUAUUGGAGGGUGGGAACAGCUCUCUGGGACUAGACAUGCAGGAACUAUCGCAGCGGAGCAUUCACGAACAUAGCUCAGAACUGAGCACAGCCGAUGUUUCUGAUGAGAUCGCUGCCUGUGAUCACUCAGCUGCUGGUAUUGCACCGCCAGGCAGAGUUGUUUGCAGUCCAGAAUCACUUCAACACCAGUCACGUGACCCAGCUAAUUCAGCUGACCCGCAUAGUACAGUGGAGACUUCACAACCCAGUCAAUACAACAGUAUGUAUGCAGAGCACACAUCAAUGGCAUCGGAACAAGUGGAGGCUGCUUCGGCGGCUGCAUCAAACAAUGAUGUUAGAUCCAGUGAUGCAGCCCAAAUGAACGUGGAUGAAAUGAAUGGCAGAACUGAUGAGUCUUCUGCAUCUGAUACCAGCCAAGUGCAGUCCCCGGCUGAUUUGAGUGCUGAGAGCAGAUCUACCACCCAGUCAGCACAGCCCAGUAUAGUGUGCGACAGAGACAGCCCCACAUCACAACCAACAGCAGACACGCAUGACUCUGAUACCGUUAGUAGUCUUGCACAACAAAAACAGCAGCAACAACUACUCCAGCCUGUGGCAGAUCCAGAGCGCGAUGCAGGCAGUGAUAACAAUACCAUGAUGUUCUUUGACCUUCCUGGGUCGAGUGCCCCAGUGCGACGCAAGCCCCGGCUCAGUAGCGAGUGCAUCACACGACCUUCCAGAAGCCAAAUGAAGCAACAGCAGCAGAACCAGCAGCCACAAAAAGGAGCUGCCUCCUCCAAAACGUCGUCUCCACCUCGCGAGGGAGCAACAAGCACGACGUCACCACCGCUGACAAGGAGGUCUCCGCCAACUCCAAAGAAAUCUCCUCAACCGCCGAAGAAAUCGCCACCCACGUCGAAGCGCUCGCCGCCGACACCGUCCAGAGACAUUCAACGUCAGAGUUCCGAAGAAAGACGAUCGUCACUACGAAGCAGGCAGGAUGCUGCAAGCAGGCAAGGAACUGCAUCUCCAAGAACAAGCAGCCCCAGCGGAAAGCAGUUGUCUCGCAAAGGACAAUCCACGUCAAGGUCCUCAUUGUCAGGUGCAAGUGCAACAGCAGGCUCAUCAUCAUCAUCAUCAAGUUCAGACAGUGGAGGUACUACAUCAGUAUCCCCCGCAGCUGUAACAGGUAGAGUUACAGAUACUACUCCAGUCUCUUCAGAUACACGUCACUUGGUGGCUGUCAAGGAGGGUGGUCUGUCACUGGGGCUGCGGAUUUCUGGUGGCCGUGGAUAUGGCGUGUUCGUUGACUUUGUCACCCUCGGAAGCCUAGCCGACACAUGUGGACUGAAAGUUGGUGAUCGAAUUCAGACGUUUGCAGAGCGUGACUUUGCGGACAUCACUCACAGCGCUGCUGGCCACUCCAUGCUGGGACUGAGCGGUGAAGUCCGCAUUUCCGUCAAGUACAGCAUAAAGGAGUAUGAAAGUCUUCCCAAAGGCCGUGACACGCAGGACAACUUUUUUAUCAGAUGUCACAUCAACCGACCGUCGGAAGCCAAGAAGACCAUACAGGAUCUGGGCAUGGCACCGGGUGAUAUCUUCCUCGUUACAGAGACUGCCCCGAGAGCGCAUGACGACCGGUGGAAGGUUAACCAAGUUGCCAUGGCUACUGGAGUCGUCAAGGAUAAACAUGGCUUCAUUCUCUCACGGAAAAAGGCUGCGGACAUGUUGUAUCCAGGCACUGCACAAGUGGAUGGCGAGGGUGGAGCGCCCACACUGUAUGAACCAGUGUCACUGCUGAAGUGUGAGCAGCCGCGACCGGUGGUACUUCUGGGGGCUCCUCAAGCGGUGACAGCGCUGCGCACGCAUCUGCUGAAGGAGUAUGAUAAAGUCUUCUGUACUUGUCCUGUCUAUGAUGUAAUAGGAAAUGUAGACAUGUCCGACAGACCAGAUGUCCUCCUACUGACCAACAUUCAUGACAGCAGUAGACAAACAUAUGUCUACAGAACCAGUGUUGGCCAGGCUGCAGAGAAGGGUCUUCAUUGCUUACUGGACGUAUCACCCAGGGAUGUAGUGACUAUGCUAAGCAGCAAGCAAUACCCCAUCGUCAUUCUCCUGCUGAAGAACAAGUCAGUGGUGUCGGCCAAGGAAGAGUUCGGUUUGUCUUGGCUGCACACUGGCAAUGUGACGCUGUCGAAUGUUGCUCGUCGUGAUGGUCAGGCUGUGCUACGCAUUGUUCAAGACCAGCAGAAGAAUGUCGUCUGGGCACCACACGAUACUCCACUCAGCGAGUUCAACAGCUAGGUGACAACAGCAGCUAGGUGACAGCGCGAUCGUCGAUGUACUGGUGCACCAGUAACUGAUAACUUGAGCUCAGUGUCGGUGAGCAUGAACUCAUCCUAUGAAUCCGGAAUGAUGUCAUCAUCACGAGGCACUGAAUGACGUCAUCAUGGUCAAGGUGAACGAUGCAGGUUUUCUCGACUGGUCCAUGAGUAUUCUGCAUGACAAGGUGACAUUCUUGAUACAUGUAUUGUAUUUGUUAUUUGGGCAGUUUAUUAGUUUUUGAAUGGAUAGGAGUUCGGAGCUACGCAAUUUUAGUUACUCCAUUCUAUACAGAUCUUUCUUUUUGUGUAAAUAGUAACUCACUUUGUGAUUGGUUAUUCAAAGUAUCUAAAGGGCUUGAGCUAUUGAUUCAUGCCGCCGAACCCCCUGCUGGACAGGAAGAAUGGUGGAAUCUAUACACCUGAGGAAUGCAUUACCCAGUACACUCGCCCCCACUUCCUGCCAUGCCACAAACAACAUCAUGAUAUUGUACACUUGUACGUAUUGUGCACAACCACAUAUGAAUAAUUAUUAUGAUAUAACGUUGACGAUGACUAACAAUUUCUCUCUCUCUCUCUCUCUCUCUCUCUCUCUCUCUCUCUCUCUCUCUCUCUUUGAUAUUUUCAAUGAAUGGACGUUUGCAGUCUUGAACUCUCUGAUGACAACGCAGUCAUUCUUGUG
Molecule: messenger RNA, 3918 nt
Organism: Sycon ciliatum
Lineage: Eukaryota; Metazoa; Porifera; Calcarea; Leucosolenida; Sycettidae
Product: disks large homolog 5-like
Exons: 14
Coding region: 367-3219 (950 amino acids)
Biological process (GO): negative regulation of hippo signaling
Cellular component (GO): plasma membrane
Molecular function (GO): protein binding
Source: RefSeq, a predicted model, not a curated record